AGAGCAAUGGGGUCCAUGGUGGCACCAAGAAGAGUCUUUGCCGGGCAUCUCCGGGGCUGGGCGACACCUGGGUCAGAGGACACGGGAGCUAUGUGGUGGUCCCUGCUGAUCGUGCUCACUGCGGCCUGCAGAUCCGCCCAGGCCAUCCACGUGGACACCCCCGUCAAGCUGGUCAAGGCCGCACGCGGGGGCAGUGCCGACCUCCAGUGCUCCUUCCGGACCAACGUGGAGAAGCUGUACGGAUUCAUUAAGUGGGACAAGCCCCUCCAAAACCCUUCGGAGAAGGUGGCCACCUGGACCUUCAGCCCACAGACGAGCAGCUUCGGCCCCAGGUACCUGGACCGUGUCAACUUCACCGGCAACUUGCGGGACGACGCGUCCAUCCGCAUCGGUCCCCUCAACAUGGAGGACAACGGCACCUAUGAGUGCGCCCUGUCCGUGCACGGAGACUUAGACGGGGUGGAUCAGGCCAAGAUGGAGCUGAUCGUCCUGGUGCCGCCCUCCGUGCCGGACUGCGCCAUCCAGGGGGAGGCCGUGCUCGGAAACGACGUGGAGCUGACCUGCCACUCCAGGGAGGGCUCUCCGGCCCCCAAGUACAGCUGGAAGAGUUUCAACAUCCUGAACGAGGCCCGGCCCCUCGCCGGCCCAGCCACGGGCCAGAGCGUUUCCCUGAAGAACAUCUCCACCGAAACCUCCGGCUACUUCAUCUGCACGGCCACCAACGAGGUGGGGGAGAGGUCCUGCAACAUCACCCUGGCCGUCCACCCUCCCUCCAUGAACAUCGCCUUGUAUGCGGGCAUCGCGGGAGGCGUGGUGGCCGCCCUGAUCAUCUUGGGCAUCAUAAUCUACUGCUGCUGCUGCCGGGACGGCAAGAAGGAGGAGGAGCAGAAGCCAGCUCGAGAAGGCUACCGGCAGCCGCCGCAGCAGUUUGAGCCAAUGCGGAGGAGGGAUGAAGAGGGCAGAGAUGAUGAUGAAGAGGAGCAGAGGCGCUCUAGGGAUUAA
This is a messenger RNA of Tachyglossus aculeatus (Australian echidna), 1002 nucleotides long. It is a transcript of the gene GPA33, whose product is annotated as glycoprotein A33. The record is from RefSeq and is a predicted model, not a curated record. The coding region runs from base 7 to 1002 and encodes 331 amino acids. The transcript has 7 exons. NCBI's taxonomy places the organism in Eukaryota, Metazoa, Chordata, Mammalia, Monotremata, Tachyglossidae. Gene Ontology annotation, cellular component: plasma membrane.